Messenger RNA from Cylicocyclus nassatus, 712 nucleotides. The record is from the annotation of a GenBank genome assembly. Lineage: Eukaryota; Metazoa; Nematoda; Chromadorea; Rhabditida; Strongylidae.
GCCAUGUAUUCUUCUUUCAGAUGCACGCUCAGUUAAUAUUAUUUCUGUCACUGCUACUGCCGGCAUGUUGGGCCAUUGAAUGUUACACGGGUUUGAAAUUGAUUGCUGGACAAACGUUUGCUGAUCAAACCGUACAAUGCCCGAACAGUGGCGCACAAUGUUACAACAUGUCGGCCAGCGCUGCAGGAGUUCUAGACGUCGUUAAAGCAGGCUGUUCAUUAUGGAGAUGUAUGUUGGCAAGGGAUAGGUGCAUUUCCACAACGUUCCAAAACAUCCCAAUCAGCUUAUGCUGCUGUUCCACACAUAGAUGUAACGUCGGGAACACAGCCAUUGGCGGCUUUCAAAAACAGGCAGUGAGUGGCUGGAAUGCGGCGCCAGAUCGUGAGGUGAAGCAAAUGACCCAUGCGCAGAUGAGGAGCCAAUUCGAGUCAGCCGACCUGGACGACGAGGUAUUGAGCACCACGCGAGGAAACAGGCACUCUGCGCAAACCAGUCGUCUCAGUCCAGCAACCCCAGAAUCUGAUCAUUCCACUUUUGUCGACAUUCCUCCGUCAACACAACGAGAAGCAAGGCAUUCUGUCCAGAGUAAAGUGAAUGCUACAAGUAGACCGAUCACUACCGCUCAAAAUCUCACCAGAAUCACACCUCGAGGGAACAACAGCUUGUCCCAUCCAGCAGACGAAAUUGAAAUUUUGCUUGAAUAAAAAUUACA